AUGAGCGAUGCCUCGGAAGAGCAGAUCAUCGAUGACUUCCAGCAACGGACGCGUGGAUACUGGACUACUCAGCAAUACGAAAGGGUGACUGCGCUUCUGAUCUCAUGGGCUGAUGACGAAUUGGGAGUGGCUUCCGAGAUUGACCGGCUCAAGGUGCUACUUGAGCAGCACUUGAGAUACAGCACCCAGCGAUACCACAUACCAAGCAUUAAUUCGGAGGCUGAGUUAUCGCAUAGAUUGACUUCCUUCGUCAGGGAAUGUGCCCUAGGCGAACGUGAUUUAGCUAUUGUGUAUUAUGGAGGGCAUGGAGAUAACACCGUGGUCGAUGAGGCCGGGUACCCGGCCUGGAGAGCCAAGCUAGAGAAUGGGCCGACUGUUGAAUGGUUUCCGCUUCAGAGACAGCUUGGAAAUGCACACAGCGAUGUAUUUGUACUCUUGGACUGCUGCUAUGCUGCAACCAAGAUAUCCCGAGAAUUCGAGAACGGUCAAUUCGAGAUUCUGGCUGCAUCGAGCUCUGGGUCGAGAGUGCCGAAGCCAGGAAGAUUGUCGUUUACUUCAGUUCUCAUCAGAGAGCUGAAGAAGCAGAUUGAUGCUGGUAAAGACGUACCAAUCCGCUGGCUGCAAACGCAUCUCUGGAGUGCUUCAACUCCGCCAGCACUCACCGAAUCACCGCAAUAUUUUACAUUGGUGAAGCGAGACCUUCCUACGAUCAGGUUGGCACCUUUAACGGCGAAGAUUGCUCCGGGUUUCGCACAGAAACAGCCCGCCGCCUCAUCCUUUGCUCUCCUUUCCAUAUCAUUUACAGAAGACCCAACAGCACAUCAACUAGCAGAUUGGCUUAAGAGCUAUCCCCCAAAUACCGUCAGUGAGGUGAACAUCGAGGCGCUAAUACUCCGGGCACGAUUUCUCGAAGGAUUGAAUGAGAAACACCAUCCAUUACAAGGCUCCAUCCUCGGAAAGGUUUCCCCUUCUGCCCAAGCUGAGAUUAUCGAUCGGAUGUCAGAGCUCUCAAACGUUAUGAAGAAGAGCAAAGUAUUGACACAGGCAGAGGUAGCACUAGCCGAUAUACCUGGAGAUCUAAGAGCCACGACUCUGCAAAAUCUGAACAGCAAGGUGGCCGAGGUUUCCGAGAGUGUCGAGAAGGGCAUCUUACUGGAUUCCAACAUAGACCUCACAGCAGCUCAAGACGACUCAGUCGUUGCGGCUUGUGAAGUUGAUCAAGUCAUCAGUUUACGGCAGCGGCUUCUGAGCUCCGCGUCAAUACCUGAUCGACUGGAUCUUCCACGUGGGUUGAUCACUUGGGAUAAACGUGGCAAAGGAGACGGACAGUCUCGAUUGCGUACGGGAAACAUCAAAGGACGUCCGAUUGUCGCCGAGAUAUUCAAUUACCAGCACCUUACUACAGCUACCUCGAACGAACCCCCACCUCACAUGAUGACGCAGUUCAGGAAGAUGGUAGCGCUAUUAUGCCAUCCCAAGCAAGAGAAUUUCCACAUUCUUCCCUGCUUAGGAUACACACACGAUUGGGCCAGCAAGACUCUGUCGCUCAUCUUCGAGGUGGUCUGGGAUUCUUUCGACACGCAAAUCUCACAGAUGAACAUUUCCGGAACCUCAACCCGCAAAUUCGGCACGCCAUUGAUGCUUUCGAAAUAUAUGUCCAAGCAGAAGAGAGUUGCACUGGGAGUGCGUGUAAAAUUAGCAGCUAGCCUUGCAAAGGCGCUAGAGAGUUUCCACAAAGUCGGAUGGGUGCACAAAUCACUGAAGAGUGACAACAUUGUUUUUCUUCCGCCCGAUGCGGACGCGGAUGCAGCCACCGUGUUGGACCAGCCGUGGCUGUUUGGAUUCGAAUACUCACGUCCCGAGGACGACAGUACACUUUUGCAAGAGGAUCAUUCUCUAAGUAACAAUGCAUAUAGACAUCCUGAGCGAUGGGGCAAGCCACUCAUCAAGUUCAAGAAAUCGCACGAUAUCUACUCUCUUGGAAUCAUAUUACUGGAGCUGGCUUAUUGGAAACCGAUAAUAGGGUUCCCGGAGAUGAAGUCUAGCCCUGGCAGAACCCUGGUGCCCACAAAGAUCAGAGAUGAGCUUCUGGGGAGACUGCGGACGGAGGGUCCGCAUGUUUGCGGGCAGAGCUUCGCAGAUAGCAUUGUCGCCUGUCUUACCUUUGAAGAAAUUGCUGCUGGUUUAGACGAGUUCGGUGCUCACAGUGAGUUCUCUUCAAGGAUCGUGAACCGUCUGGCGAGCAUUAGAGGCAUUUGA
Messenger RNA from Exserohilum turcica Et28A, 2259 nucleotides. RefSeq lists its product as uncharacterized. Bases 1 to 2259 code for a protein of 752 amino acids. The record is from RefSeq and is a predicted model, not a curated record. NCBI's taxonomy places the organism in Eukaryota, Fungi, Ascomycota, Dothideomycetes, Pleosporales, Pleosporaceae. The transcript is spliced from 4 exons. Gene Ontology annotation, biological process: protein phosphorylation. Gene Ontology annotation, molecular function: protein kinase activity; ATP binding.